UUGAAUCUUGGUUUUAAACGCUGUGAGGGCAAAUUAUGUUUAAUAUUGUAAUGAAGUCGUAGAGUGCCGAUUUUAUUUAUAUAAUAGUUUAUAAAAGCUGAUAAGAAUGCUUAUUAAAGGCGUAGAUGAUAUAUUACAUUUUGGUGUGUUGCUUUCAAUCAUUAUACGUUGGGCGGUUUCUCGGUUUCCUUAUUCUGGUGCUGGAAAGCCUCCAAUGUAUGGUGAUUAUGAAGCUCAGCGGCAUUGGAUGGAAAUAACUGUUAAUCUUCCUGUUAAUGAAUGGUACAAAAAUUCCACCAAGAAUGAUCUUCUAUACUGGGGCUUGGAUUAUCCUCCACUUACCGCAUAUCAUAUUAUGAUAUGUGGGUACCUUGCAAAAUGGUUAAAUCCAGACUGGGUUGCUUUGUACACUUCAAGAGGAUAUGAGAGUUAUCAUCAUAAAAUAUUCAUGCGAUCAACUGUUUUAGCUGCAGAUUUGCUGUUCUAUGUCCCUGUUAUCCUAUACUGGACUUUUAUUCGAAGACCUUUCAAACUGAGGGAUAAGGCUAUAGCAGCUUGUUUGUGUUUGCUGUAUCCAGGAUUGAUUCUUAUUGAUCAUGGGCAUUUUCAAUAUAACUCUGUGAGCCUUGGUCUCACUAUGUGGGCUAUAGUAUUUCUUUUAAAGGAAUAUGAUUGCCUAGGUGCUAUAUUUUUCACUUUUGCUCUUCAUUACAAGCAGAUGUCAUUAUAUUAUGCUCUGCCAUUUUUUUGUUAUCUUAUGGGAUCAUGUUUAGAACUUCCAUGGAAGGAAAGAAUAGUAAAGUUCUUAAACCUUGCAUUUACGGUGCUGGUUACGAGUGCCAUUUGUUGGAUGCCAUUUUUGUCAAGGUCUGAAGAUUUCCUUCAAGUUGUCCAUCGAUUAUUUCCACUUUCUAGAGGUUUGUAUGAAGAUAAAGUUGCUAAUGUGUGGUAUGCAUUAUCUGUUUUCAUAAAGAUGAAAAAUAUAUUUACCACUUCACAACUUGCCAUUUUAAGUGCCAUCUGUACUCUUUUAUCAGUUCUACCAUCUGCAGCCAAUCUGUUACUCUAUCCAAGCAUUCAUAAAUUCAGAUACGCUUUAGUAAAUAGCUCUCUCGCAUUCUUCUUGCUUUCAUAUCAAGUCCAUGAAAAAAGCAUAUUAUUUCCUGCUUUAGCUAUUCUGUUACUGUUUGAAGAUCAUCCUUUAGCUUGUACUUGGUUUGCUUGCAUUUCAACUUUUAGUUUGGUUCCACUUCUAGCGAAAGAUGGACUAAUUGUCCCUUUUUUUGCUUUGACUGUUUUAUUUCUCAUUGGGGCCCUAAGGUCUUACGAAGAUCUAUUGAUUUCAUUUAAAAAUCAGAAGUCAACAAUAGCUAGUCUUGCGUUUUGCUGUUCCAUCCUGGGAAGCAUCAUUCUCACUGUAUGUAUGUUCACAGUGAAGCAACCCCGUAGGUACCCACAUCUACACGUGCUUCUAAACUGCAUGUAUUCUGUCAUUCACUUUAUUGGGUUUGCCAUCUAUUUCAAUUAUGUCCAAUUUUCAGAAAUGCCGUUGUCACUUUAUUUUAAAAAGAAAUAUGAAUGAAAUAAUGAAUAAUGUAAUUUAUAUUGUAUUUUUGUAAAUGUUCCUGAAAUGAUAAUAAACUAAACUGACUUGCAUUUUUAUUAUUAUUAUAAUUAUUAUUCAGUAGAAUUGUGUAACUUAUAUUGGUUUUCAAGCUGUGUUACCUGGGAUUUUAAAAUUCCAUGCAACUUCCCUAGGGAUUCUGCAAAUCAAAAUUGGAAGGAAUUUUUUAAUAUUGUCUAGACUUCAUUUAAAAUAAUUGAUUAAAUAAUAUUUUUUAUUCUUUUGUUAUUUGAAUAGCAGCAUGAAAAUUCUUAGAUACUAGUGGGCAAGCCCGCCUGCCAGAUGGGCAGCCUGCAGCCAAAGCAAUUUGUUUUAUUAAUAACUUUGGAGUAUCAUUUUAGGAACAUGUUUUUUUAUUUUGUUAAUUUCAGUUUUAGUGUGAUAAUUUUUUUUUGGGGGGGUGCAAGAUGGUUAUGUUAAAAGUUAUAUAAAUUUAUAUUUUUUUUACUUAGUCUUUUGUAUUGGUACACAAGUCAAGCUACAUAUUUUGUAUCAAACAGGACUAUUAAGGUGCUUCUUUUCGACUUUUUAUGUUUUUAUGUAUUUGUAAAUAUUCUUGUGGGCUACCAUUUCAAUGAUAUCUCUCUGAAUGAUCACUUCAAAUAUCAAGAAGAAAUUAGCAAUUUAUUAUAAAAAAUAAUUACAAAGUAAAUGACUUAAAUCUUAAUAUUUAAAUUAUAAAGAAAAGCAUUUAUUUUUUUAAAAAUUGUUUAAUUUCUUUAAUUACUAAUUGAUUGAUUAAAUUUAGAAGAUAAAUUAAUGGCCAUUUGUUUUGUACAGUGGCAACAUUGCUUUUAAAUCAUGCAAUUUUUAUCAGUUUGUUAAUCACAUUAAAUCUGAAAUGUAAGUUCUUUGCUGAAUGAUAAAACUCCAAGGACAUGUAGAAGACAAUGUUUCGUUUCAUGCUAUGUGCGAAAUAAAUGUUGCUUUUAGAUUCUUUCUGUUUUUAGACAUCUUCAGCAGAAUGCAGAUAUAAAAAAUUGUUCAUUAGUAUGAGAGAAAUGUUGGCAAUUGCGAGAAUCAAUUGCAAAGUAAAUUCACAAUUCAGCUAAAUCUCACAGCUGAAUCACAACUAAAACAGCAAUAAUUUAUCCAACAUUUGGAAUGCUGCUUUCUCUAAGAACAAAAUCAACAAUUUCAUAUACAGGCAUCUAUAAAAAAUAUGUGGCCACAAAUACAAAACAAAUAACUAAUACAACAAUUGCAACAAAAUUAAUUUGAAUAUUUACAGAUAUAUACCACAAUAUUUUAUUUACUGUGUUCAAACAUUAUUCUUUUUUAUGUUUUUCUAUUUGUAAAAUACAUUUACUUUUGAAGAAUCAUGAUAUUAUUUUAAUUAUGAGCAAAGUCUUUAUUAAUUCAUAUCUAUUUUUAAAUGUGAAAUAUAUUUCAAAUGAGAUUAUCAUGUUGUCAUGAUUAGUGCUUUUAAACUUUUAAAGUACUUUAAAUGCAAUAAGGCAUAAUAUAUAUUUAUAGGCAUAAUUGCUUAGAAUGAAAACUGUUUAAAGAGAAAUGUUUAAAUAUAUUGUAAAACCAUCAAAUUACUUGACUGUACUUAAAGCCUUUUUCUGUGGAAAGAGGCGCUUUUGAAAUAAAACAAAUGAAAAUUAA
Stegodyphus dumicola is the source of this 3235-nucleotide messenger RNA. RefSeq names its product ALG6 alpha-1,3-glucosyltransferase garnysstan (gene gny). Gene Ontology annotation, cellular component: endoplasmic reticulum membrane. Gene Ontology annotation, biological process: dolichol-linked oligosaccharide biosynthetic process; protein N-linked glycosylation. Gene Ontology annotation, molecular function: dolichyl pyrophosphate Man9GlcNAc2 alpha-1,3-glucosyltransferase activity. The record is from RefSeq and is a predicted model, not a curated record. NCBI's taxonomy places the organism in Eukaryota, Metazoa, Arthropoda, Arachnida, Araneae, Eresidae.